Messenger RNA from Labeo rohita (rohu), 1388 nucleotides. Its product is annotated as protein leg1a. The transcript has 6 exons. Bases 82 to 1167 code for a protein of 361 amino acids. The record is from RefSeq and is a predicted model, not a curated record. NCBI's taxonomy places the organism in Eukaryota, Metazoa, Chordata, Actinopteri, Cypriniformes, Cyprinidae.
CUAAAGUCCUUUAGGUUGGCCAUAAAUUGAAGGUUUUCCCACUGACCACAGCACUUCAGCGGUCCAUUUAGAUUGUCCAGCAUGGAUUUCAUCAGAACGGUGGUGGCUUUCACCUUGUUAGCUGUGCUCGGGCAGGCAGCAGUAGUGACUGAGAAUGGACUUCCUUUUCACUGGGACAAAGCCCCAAACGAACUUUCCAAGCUGGACACAGUUGAUGGGGUGAUCCAGGUAAAACCAUGGGACUACUUACAGAGGAUGGCCUUGUACAAGCUACUGAUCAAUUCCACUGAUCCCUACAUGAGCUCCAUGGGCCCUGGAGAAAAGCAAAAUCCUCUGUGGAGUCUUCCUCUACAGCUGGGCUGGAAGCUCAGAUCAGGCCGGCUGACUGACCCAAGUUCUGGCAGUAGCAGCACCUGUGGAUUGGAAAGUUCAGAACCGGUUUGCAUCUCUCCUCAGAGCUGGUAUGCCUGUGUGAACUACUACUUGUCCGUGCUUCCGUUCCUGGCAGCGGUUCAGACUGGUGUAAUUGGGAAGGGUGAGAUUCAACUGAAAAUCGAGGUUCCAGCAGAUGUGGCUCAAGAUUACUGCUCCAGCUACACUGACUGUUCCACCAAACAUCCCGAUGCCAUGACUAAGUGGGAAAAUCUUUUCCAGUCUUUGAAGGACAUCAGUCACUCUGAUGAGACAGAUUUAAUCAAAAAGGACAAGAUUCUGGGAUUGCUGUGGGCAGCAGAAGAGGCGUCUCUACAAACGGCCUCCUCGGCCUGCAGCGAAAGGCAGAAGCUGUACUCCUCUCCCGAGGUGCGGUUUGGACAGAGCUGGCUCAGCUCAGCAGCAUAUGUAGCAGCUGUUAAUUUCCACGCCAACAUCGAGAGGUCCGAGAAGUUUAUGGCUCCUCUGCCGAGCCGAGUGCUGCAGGAGUCUGAUAAACCACCCCACAUUGCCGAUCUCAGCGCUGAGGAGAACCACACACUCUACAUUUUCGGCUGGAUGCACAGCGUGAAUCAACUGCUUAGUGGUUCCCUCUUGAAUCUCUGGCGGAGUGCUAUGUGUUCACUUCAGGCUCGGGAGAAAGGUCAAAGCCUUCUUCAAGACCUCAUUCUUGACCCCAAGUUCCCUGGAUUCAGUCUCAUGGGAAUCCUGACAGAGAUGACCACCAGCUGCUGACGCAUCAUCUGCUGACAUCACUAAUAAGCAUCAAUAAAUAUAAACACUGGGUAGAAUAAAUCUGCUUCUAGCUGUAAAUAAGAGCUGUUUACAGCAAACAGCUUAUUUCAGCCGUUUGCUGUGUCCACAACAGCUCUGCAUCCCAGAUAAUUUACCCUGACAGUGUAAACAUGCAUCAUUUGUGUCUUUACCAAAAUAAAAAAAAACAGAAAAAAAUCAAA